Molecule: messenger RNA, 1030 nt
Organism: Nicrophorus vespilloides
Lineage: Eukaryota; Metazoa; Arthropoda; Insecta; Coleoptera; Silphidae
Gene: mRpL19
Product: 39S ribosomal protein L19, mitochondrial
Exons: 4
Coding region: 68-952 (294 amino acids)
Biological process (GO): translation
Cellular component (GO): mitochondrial large ribosomal subunit; ribosome
Molecular function (GO): structural constituent of ribosome
Source: RefSeq, a predicted model, not a curated record
AUUGGCAAGACUGAUUUUAUUAACCUAGCUUUUUCUCAUGAAAUAAGUUGAUUAAGUUAAGUUAAAAAUGUUGUCUUUUAUAUCGAAGAAAUCAAAUAGCAUAGCUUCGAAUACACGGAAUUUUCUGAGACAUUCAACAUCAAGUCAAGCAUUGAAGCCUACAGAAGAAGUGAACUCUAGCAAUAAUAAACCGAAGGAUGGGAGGAAAAGUUAUGCUGAAUUCAGACACAUCUAUCCUGAAUUUCUGCCUGAUCCCAAGAUUGAAUUCAGGAAUUCAAUUAGGGAGAAGCUUGAAAGAAGUGACAUGAUUGCAAGGAGAACAUUGAUUGAUAUUCCUGAAUUCUAUGUUGGUACUAUUAUGGCAGUGACAGUAUCUGACAAACACACUCCAGGAAAGCCAUUAAGAUUUGUUGGUAUUUGUAUUAAGAGGGAGGGUUGUGGACUGAGAUCAACAUUCAUAUUGAGGAAUGUUGUCGAUCAUCAGGGCGUUGAGGUGAUGUACGAGCUUUACGAUCCAACUAUUCAAAAAAUCGAGGUAUUGAGGCUGGAGAAGAGACUGGAUGAUGAGCUGCUGUAUUUGAGGGAUUCUUUAUCAGAGUUUAGUACUUUUGAUUCGAAUAUGGAAGCUGAAAUUUUGGCAGAGGGAACGCCCGUACCCGUAAAUCCAAUCAAAGUCCAGCUGAAACCUAGGCCAUGGCUGGAAAGGUGGGAGCGAAAGAAUUUAAAAGGCGUCGAAAAGAUAGAUUUGCCUGAGAAGUUUUUCAAACGCGCCGCUGAACUGGCGAAACCUUACGAAAAAUACGACCUGAUGAAGCAAUACAUGGGAACCAUCCCGGAGGAGGAACAGAACGAAAUAUUUGCCGAAAUUCAGUCGCAACUUCAUAAACUGGAGGUAACGAGGAAGAAGAUGAAGAGGAAGCGUACGUUCGUGAAGCCUACGAAGUUGGCUUAGAUAUGGAGUGUAAUUAAAUAAUUUGUAAUAUAUUUGUGGAUUAAAAGUUGUGUAACAAAUAAAAUACGUACAAUUAAA